Messenger RNA from Bursaphelenchus okinawaensis, 1152 nucleotides. NCBI's taxonomy places the organism in Eukaryota, Metazoa, Nematoda, Chromadorea, Rhabditida, Aphelenchoididae. The record is from the annotation of a GenBank genome assembly.
AUGACCCAAAUCUCGGUAGUCCUAACUGCAAUUCUCCUAGCCACUCUAUGCUUGAGUGUAUUAUCAGCACCAUACAGAAGAUUCUUAGAAAUCGAGGAUGAUCAUCCAUCAAACAAGCGAUUCGAAUUGGAUGAGGAAUCUGAAUGGCGACACGCUUCACUUCAGGAUCCCUGGAUCAAGGUGGGUUACCCUGACCUAUUCUCACCCUACCCUGCCCUAACCUAGCCUACUCUGCCACACCCUAUCCUAUCUUAAUCUACCAUACCUUACCCUACUUUACACUAUCUUAUCCUACCCUACCCAACCCUACCCUACCCUACCCUACCCUACCCUACCUUACCCUACCCUAACCUAACCUAAUCUACCCUACUCUAUCUUACCCUAUCCUAUCUUACUCUACCAUACCUUACCCUGCUCUACCCUACCUUACUGUACCCUACCCUACCAACCCCAUAAUAUCUUGCCCUAACUUACCUUAUCCUACUCUACCCUAACCUACUUUAUUCUGUCCUAGCCUGCCCUAUCCUACUGUACCAUAAUCUAUCAUGCCCUACCUUACUUUACAAUAUCCUGCCCUAUUCUACCCCACGGUACAUUAUGUUUCCCUAGCUUACCCUAGCCCGUUUUAUCGUAAUCUACUUUGUCCUAGGAAGAAGAAAAUUAUUUUUUAAAAGUUGGAAUGGUGGUUCAAUUACUUAAUACUUUUCAUUUUAGUUCUUCACCCAACGGGCUUUGGAGAAGAUCGAAGAGGAAGAAAACGACGGCUUUCGAGUACUUCAUAUUCAACUGAUCGACGCGGCCGUGGAACCAAUGACCAAUGGUCUUCAUUACAAAUUGAGAUUUGUUGUUGGAAAGACUAAUUGCAUGAGAGUAAGUUAUCAUAUUCUUGCUUCAGAAGUAUAAAAAUCAUCAUUUUUUAAAAUAUUUUUUUUUUUAAAAAAAAUAAAAAAAAAUUUUCUCGGUGUCAAACUUCCCUCAAUUCUGCAACCCCCGUAUUUUACCACCUUUUUACACCUCCCAUUCCAGAGUGACACAAUUUGUGACUAUCUGAACGUGGUAUCUCGACGUGUGUACGAAGCCGAUAUUCAAUAUGAUUAUGAGACGCGUCAGGACGAAGUUAGUGUACAGCCAGAAGGAAAUGAACUCUACUGA